AUUUCCAUCCCAUUUCCAUCGGAGACAGUGGGAUGAUGAGAUCAACAAUGGUCGGCGGCCUAAAUACCCUAAUUUUGGUCGGCUUUGGACUUACAGAUCUGGUAACAGGAGAUUUUCACUUAGAGAAGAAAGGCAGAAUCAGGCAUCCCGACAAUAAAUUUGGUGGUGAGCACAAGCGGAAGUGGCCUUUUAGAUCCCCAGAAACCCUGAACUUGCAGAAUUCAUACGUCUACAGCAGCUCAUAUUUUGUUGGUAAAACUACUUCAUCCAUCUCUUUCCCGAGUAGAAACUAUAGAUUCAAGUUUCACAUUCAAUACAAUGCAUAUGAACUCUUCUACUCUUUCUACAAUCACAAUAUCUGCAUAACUGGCCAAGGAAGGAAAAACUUCCACAUUUGGUUCGAUUUGGACUCUGUACAUUGGCUGGUAGAAUCUAUUUCCAGGCUAUCAAGUACUAAAACAAGAGGUUUGUAUAAAUUUGAUGAUAAUAGAGCUCUCGAAAUAUGUCUAGAAUCAAAUAGAAGAGGGGAAUUCAUUCGUAUUUUUGAGGAUCGAAAGGAAGGUAUUUCAUUUUUAUUGGUGCCGUAUGGGGAUAAAUGUGAUGGAUUUAAGCUGUUUUCCAAGGCCUUGAACUCUUUCCUUGAUAAGAUCUCUCACACUCUUAAAGGGAAUGCCACUCAUAGUGAGGAGAACCCUCAACUCCCAUGCAUUCAGAUUGCCUCUUCUUCCCCAAAGACGGGUGAACCUAUAAAAACCUCAUCCAGUGUCUCUCCUGAAGUGGAAGUCUCGGAUUUAAAGGUGGAUGAGGUAAUAUUUGCCUCUACACCUCUCUUGGAAUUGGGUUCACCAUCUCAACAACUUCACUCGAGCACAGAGGAUAAGUGUGUAGGCAUAGGAAGGUCGGAGGACUUCUCUACAGCUCCUUUGAGAGAAACCACACCGGCAGACAAACAGAUGACUAUUUUUGAGGGAGAAGAACGACCAAAGAUCAUCAUUUCAGACUCAUACACUGCUUCAUUUCCACCACUGCCAAGAAGGAACUUAUCACCUUUUGCCCCUGCAUUUGUCCUGCUUUCAAACAACUCAUUUGUUGCGCUGCUCAACCAAGAUCAAGGAUACCUUGAGGAAGAGGACCCUUUUUCAAAUUUUCAUGAACGGAGCCUAGUUCUAUACCCUAAUGCAGUGGAAGACCAUGAAAAGGAGAGGGAUGGACCCACUCUUUACACCCAUUCAGAGGGGGAGGAUUAUGUGUUCAUUGAUUCCAAGCUUAAGCCGCUUCAAAUAGACCCUUCAAGAUGUCCCAAGCACCCCUUUCAUCUCCGUAAGGCACUAAAGGGCAGAAGGACAUACUCUCCAUCUCAAGUGGUUACUAGAAGUAAGGCUAAAUUACUCGAAGAAGGGAGAAGAAAAACUCCAAUUGGCUGGGAAGAGGAAGAGGAAAUGCACGAUCCACAGGAAUCCCAUGAAGACGAGAUCAUCAAAUACUUCAAGCUAUGUUGUCCUAAUAAAAAAGUUGAUCCUAAACCUCCAACUAAAACAUUGAGCAAAAGUCAGAAAAAGAAGUUAAAGAAGAAAAAGAAUAAGCGGCAGGUAACUGAUGCUUAUGAGGAUGAGAACAUUGAUCUAGACUAUGCCUAUUGAGUAAUGUUUUCUGUGCACCCAUGUUAGAUUUUAGAUCUGGUCCUGCUGGGUUAGCGCUAAGAUGGAGUACUUCCUUCUGCUCAUGAGGGACAAUGGACUUGGGACAACUGACUUUUGUUUUGUUACAGGGGUCAUUUUCUGUUCUCUUGCGUUACGUUAUGUUUUUUUAUUAGGAUUCAUCUUGCAGUCUUGCAGGGACUAUUUGGUCUUCACUCUUGAAUUUCCACUUUGAGACCAUAAUCCUCAAGGGACACUUUUGCAUAGUACUCUUCCCAAACUGCUAGGAGUAACUUUACCCACAUCAGCAUUGGCUGGAAGGACCCACGCUGGAAUCUCUGCUACCUUAUAUUUGAGCUCAUUGACCUAGAUUUGGGAGCAGUGGCACGAGGACUUACAGCAGCUCUAAUGAGGUCCACCACUUUAGGAUGAGCUGUCUGAAUUA
Messenger RNA from Cuscuta campestris, 2082 nucleotides. Lineage: Eukaryota; Viridiplantae; Streptophyta; Magnoliopsida; Solanales; Convolvulaceae. The record is from the annotation of a GenBank genome assembly.